GGGUGCUAUCGCUAUCCUACUCGGACGCAGCUUCACCGGACAUUUCGACCGGGCAUUUCAAUUUUGAGAAAGAGUAGGACCAGCACCCCCGCGCGCCUUGCCCUCCCCCCGAUCGUCCGUCUCGCUCGCACUAAGGACACACAAAAGGACGAAGGAGCGAUAACUUCAUCACCGUGCGACGGUCUCUCUCGCACACACGCCACGGUGGGGGACGACGUUGCGAAUUGUUAUUGAAGUCAUGCCCCCGAAGGCGACUUCGGGAAGGCUGUCAGUUGCUAGUAAACGUUCGCAGCGUCCGUACCCGGUUGACCCGCGACGCCUUCGCGCCGCACCUACCGCACUACAAACUACAACGCAUCGCGCCACCGGGUUUACAAACAAGUGCCAAGUUGUAACACCACUUCUGUCUCUGUGAUUUUAGUUUUUAUUGACGUUGUUAAUUAUUAUUAGACUUUUCCGAGUGACAUUAAAGUAUUGCUUCGCUACAAUGAAACUUUUGAACGAGUGACGCGGCGAUUAGUAGCGACCGGUGUUGUGUUGUUGAUGGACCUAGAGUCGAGUGCCGGGCGACGCGCGACUGUCCCGCGGGUGCGAGUGUUUACAGGCGCGCACGUGGCCGCUUCGCACGCCCGCGCGCCGAAAUGCCGCGAAAAACUUUCUUCGGAAACAUCGCAGUUGUAUAAGUGAAGUUACGAGGGGAGAUGCGCCGACCGCGACCAUGACUUUAACCUGUAGCGCCUGAUUAAGCGUAGACUACAUGUACGUCGACACGAGAAGUGACGUUUUUUUAUUUUUUUUUCGUUGGAGGAGACGGUGUUCUCCUUUGGAUUGAUGAAUUAAAUGGCUAACAGCAGCGCUGUGUCGUCGACCUUACCGUCGAGGGACUAUCAUUGUAAGAUUUGCGAUCUUUACUUGGACACUGUGGAUUCCUUAGAGGUACACUUACAAUAUCAUAAAGAAAAUUUAUACGUAAAGUGGGGUACGCAAAACUCACAAAAUGAUACUGAUAACAAUAACGGUGCGAAAGUGAAAAUAGAGACUACGGUGUCGGCGCCAGCUGACUCAAGCGACAACAUGAUUACCAAGCCCAGCCCCGAGUUCCAGCAGCGGGCCACGCCGGAGACGUCCACGCAGUUCCCUCACCCCGCGACCCCGCAGAGCUACCACAGCGCGCCCUCGCCCUACCAGAACCCUGACCAGACCAAUUUCUCGCCUGGAGCACAGUUCGGUAACAACUAUUCUCAUUCUGGUUUCCCGCAAAAUCAACAUUCUGAACAAAUCAAUUGGGAACAGUCUCAAUACAAUCAAGAGUAUCAUAAAUCGAACCGGUUCCACCCAUACAACAUGCAGGAGCGAGUCUCGCAGGUAUCCUCCUCCAGUCCACUUUAUGGUCAGCCAUUAAAUCAACCGACGCCUUCGCCAUCACCGAACCAAUGCGAUAAGUGUGGCUUUGUGUGUGACUCCGCCGUCCAACUCAACGAGCACUGCAACUCGGCUCACGCGGGCGCCAGCGCAGCUCCUACCUCGGCGUCGAUGCCAUUUCAACAAUAUUCAUCGAAGCAGUAUAACAACUCUGGAUAUCAAAAUGAAAAUGCGAAGGUAAAGGAAGAACACGAAGAAUCGUCUGAUAUUCUAGAUUUAGAUUCUCAAAAAGUAGUCUAUCAAGGAAAUGAGGGCGAGCAGCCGACUGCGUCUUUUGAAGACACACCUACUCAAGGUCGAGAAGUUAAUACGCGCACAGUACCAAUGAUGCCAUGGGAGACACAAAAGUUGUACAGUAAUCCUCAACUUAACGGUGACGUGUCUCUGUUUAAAGAACAAAAGAUGUUUGCUGAACAAAAGGCAUACCCAUCGGAAGCAAAAAUGUUUCACCCGGAACAAAAAUUUGCAUAUACACAAGACAAAUUUCUCGGUGUUCAUCACGACCAGAAACCAUUCAUGCACGUUGAACAGAAAAUAUACCCAGGUGUGCAAAUGCCUCCCCUUGGUGAUUACUCGGGUCCGGUAGCAUCUUCUAAUCCUGACAUGAAGCCGCCUUAUCGGCCAUACGACUCGCCGGCGGCACCACAGAUUACGAGUACACAACCAGCGAAUCCCACAUCUUCUACCCUUCCUACUAUUGGAGGCAAGGGGGCGAAUUGGAAAUCCAAUGAAGCCAGAAGGCCAAAAACGUACAAUUGUACUGCGUGCAAUAAAUGGUUUACUAGCUCCGGUCAUCUAAAAAGGCAUUACAACACCACGCUUCACAAGAACGCCGUUCGAUCGUCGGGCCAGCCAGACCCGGCGACGAUGCCCAUCUCCAGCCAUCACCACCCAAGCCGCGAGAUGUCGCGCGCUCAGCAACAGUCUGCAGACUCCAACACCCAAAGCCCCGUCCCGUCAGAGGAUGGACGCAGCGUCGACGAAGCUACGCUCCAGUCACCCUACGCGUCGCAGAACUUCGAUCGAUCGCAUCGAGUCGCCGCCAUGCAGUCCAAGUCGCCGUAUACGCAUCUUCAACAGGGUAAUUUAGAUAAUAAUUUCAGUAAUAAUCCUUUAGCCAAUCACCCUUUACAGCAUCAGAUCGGGUCACAUCCGCUAAAUAUAGGUAGUCAACCGCCGGGUAUAGGUAAUCCAAACGAUAGUAAUCACCAGUCGUCUAAAGGUGUAGCAAUCUCAACGGCAGGGAAUCCCCCAAACGGGGAAGCAGGUCCCUCUGUUUCUCAAAAUCAUCAUAUGAGGGGCCUGCUAUCAGUGUCAACCAGCAAUAUUUCAACUCCGGUACUAACUCAGAGUACGCCGGCUCUUACGGCGCACACUCUACCUCCGUUCAGUCAUUUGGGUGUCAACCCGUACAGCCAGAGGUCUACGGAUCCUUUGGGGCCUUCGGUUCCGGACCCCACGCACACUCCUUUAUAUUUGGGUCAGAAUUUUCAGCAGACUAUAGCACCGAGCUACCCAAACGGGAUGGCCCCCCACGUUAUGGAUAUGGCUACCAACAAUCUGCCUAUAGCCAAUCCGGCUACUUUUGGUGAAUCCACACCGGAAGAGGUCGAAGUUAUGGAACAGGAAACGUCGAGCGAGCCGGCGGGCGGACGCCUGCCGAGCUUCUCGCAGCUCCAGACGCAGAGCUUCAGCGUUUAUGUUUCUAACUAUAUCACACAGCCUAACGUGGGGGGUCAAGUUGUUGCUGAUGAGUCGACCGCUGGUUAUAUCAUCGUCGACCCGGUCCACUCAAUUCUACAGUACAACAGUCCUGAUAAUAUGUAUGAUCAAAUUGUAGAUUAUGAUUAUAACUUCUCGCCUAGAAAAGUCAAAGGCGUCGAAGAGAUCGAUUACGACCCGGAACAUACGAAAGCUUAUCCGUACGGCUUCGCGGUAGAAGGUAAAACGAUAAAACGCGAAGUAGACAUGUUACAGACGGAUUCGGGUGAACUCCAAAUAAUGAAAAUUGAAGAUAUCAUGGACUACGCGAAUAAGGAAAACUAUGGGACUCAAAUGAAGUCCCCGGCUAGCCCAGAGAGUGCUAAAGCUGAGAACGAGAGUCGAGGAUCGCCGGCGGUAUCCUCUACCGUGCCGAGCACGCCACUCGCUGAGAGAAACCAAAUGAAAAAGUCAUCUGCGACCACUGUGCACAAAUGUUACGAAUGCGAUAAACUAUUUAACAAGGGCUGCUAUCUUACGCAGCAUAAUAAGACAUUCCACUCGGGCGCUAAGCCAUUCAAGUGCAUUCGGUGCGGAAAACGUUUUUCAGACGACGCCUCCUACGAAUGGCAUUGUGUCAAGCACUCUGACAACAAGCCGUUUAAAUGUAAUGAGUGCCCAAAGUCGUUUAACCACAAGUCGGACCUGCGCCGGCACAUGUGCCUGCACUCCGACUGCAAACCUUUCACUUGCGACCACUGCGGCAAAGGAUUUAUUAGGAAAGAUCACAUGGUUAAGCAUUUCGGAACUCAUAAGAAAAAAAUACGUUCGUCGUCAUCACCGACGUCAUCAUCGUCGGUGUCGUCGACAUCGGCUUCUCCUAACUCGCGCGCGCUGAACGCCGCUUUCAACUGAGCGUUUGUUAGCAAAGUAUCGGACUCACAUAUCAUUUCGUAUUCGCCGAUAGAUUGUAAUUCAUUUUGUUCUUCUUAGACUCGGUAGUAAAUAAAAACCUGAUGUUCCGGCGGGAUAUUUAUUCAGAACGCGAUAUAUAUGUUUGUAGGGCCGCGGCGCGACUCCGGCGCACGCGUUUAGUUCGCAGCUCGUUUUUUGUUGUUCAUUCAAGCUAACCUUGCGACGGCCGGCACAAGGUGACUUUACAUGCCUGGGUGUCUGGGCGCUAAACAUAUAAUUACAUGACGUUAGAGUAAUUCUACGAUAUCAUUUAGAUCGAACCAUAUCAUUUUUACAUAUUGAAUACGCAAAUAACGUAGAAGUAAUUAGAUAAAGUAAAGAAUGUCGUUCUAUUUCGGAAAUAUUUGACGCGACGCAUCACAUAUCUUAUUUUAUUGUAAAAUAUUAUGAACUGUAGGAAGGUUUUUACUUUAGUUAAAAUUCUAUGUUUUCAUAUUAUGAUUGUUGAAGUUUAAGAUCGAUGAUGUGUAUUUUGGAAAGUAUUUAGAGUAAUUUUUGUAAAUAUUGGGACACGAUUGCCAGACAUUUAUUUUAAGUAGGAACUGGAAAAUACAAAUCGUACGCCGGAGAGAAGUGUCAUGCUUUAAUUAUACGAUGGGUACAAAUUGAAAUUUCAAAUGGUAUAGAUGAAUAUUGCCAAAAUAUAGGUUUAAUGGCAAACUUUGUAACGAUGAUAGGUCGAGUAGAGUAAGCGGGUCCGAGCCGCGAGCGGGCAGCGCGCGGCGGCGC
This is a messenger RNA of Trichoplusia ni (cabbage looper), 4827 nucleotides long. RefSeq lists its product as uncharacterized. The record is from RefSeq and is a predicted model, not a curated record. NCBI's taxonomy places the organism in Eukaryota, Metazoa, Arthropoda, Insecta, Lepidoptera, Noctuidae. The transcript has a single exon. Gene Ontology annotation, biological process: regulation of transcription by RNA polymerase II. Gene Ontology annotation, molecular function: DNA-binding transcription factor activity; RNA polymerase II cis-regulatory region sequence-specific DNA binding. Bases 841 to 4038 code for a protein of 1065 amino acids.